This is a messenger RNA of Drosophila guanche, 870 nucleotides long. Its product is annotated as 23 kDa integral membrane protein. The transcript is spliced from 3 exons. The record is from RefSeq and is a predicted model, not a curated record. Gene Ontology annotation, cellular component: membrane. Bases 119 to 808 code for a protein of 229 amino acids. Lineage: Eukaryota; Metazoa; Arthropoda; Insecta; Diptera; Drosophilidae.
AAUAGCAAACGACGCGUGAGCGCGAUAAAAAGAAAUCAUUAAAUUAUUGCAUAAAUUUAAUUUAAUUUUAAUUUGAUUUUGUCCAACACGAAAGGAUACGCAAAAGGAAUAUAUCAAAAUGGGUUGUGUUUCGGGCAUUCUCAAUUUCAUACUUUAUAUCGUUAAUAUUGUGUUUUUGAUUGUUGGCAUCCUGCUGAUCGUCCUGGGAUCGAUCAUGCUGGCCGACAUCGGUCGCAUUGAUGGCUAUGGUGCGGUGGAGAGCACAAACACAAUUCCCAUUUGCAUCACGGUGCUGGGAGGUCUGAUCUUUAUUGUCUCCUUCUUCGGCUGCUAUGGCCUGUUCCGGCAGAGCGCCUGCAUGACGGGAGCGUACACCAGCAUGAUCUUUGUGCUGUUUAUCCUUCAACUGGUGCUCACCUGCUGGGUGUUUGUCAAUCGAUCGGCCUUCCUGCAGGACAUGGGCAGACUGGUCACUUCGCUGUGGAAUAACAAUGACUACGAUGCCUUCGGUGUGCUGGAGGUAACCUUCGGCUGCUGUGGCAACACUGGCUACAUCGAGUACGGUAGUCAGACGGUGCCCGGCACGUGCUGCGGCUACUCCAGUCGCCAGGCCGCCUGCCCAUUCUCCAUCUACUCGUCAAAGCCCGGCUGCAAUGGCGAGUUUGUGGACUUCUGGUACGACAACAUGGACAUCAUUCGCUGGUCCGGCCUGGGCAUUGUCAUCUUUGAGCUGUUGGUCUUCAUCUUUGCCGGCGCGCUGACCAAUUGCAUGCGUCAGGAGAACGCAGGCAGACAAGUGUCCGCUUAGACAGGAGGAUAAACAGAUUGCCAUUAAAUGUACACAAAGAAAUAAAUAAAUAUAAUAAUAAA